AAAUCACAGCGACAAGCACCAGACAUGGAUCAGGCGGCCAGGAAGGAACCCUAGAGCCCUCCGCUGCCAGUAUAAAUAGGGGAGCCAUUCCGCUCGCCCGAACCCUCCUCUCAGUCCCCUUUCUUCCCCCCGACCGCCGCCGCCGCCGCCGCCUCCUCGUCCUCUCGGUUCCCUCUCCUUCCUUCGAGUUUGCUUCAGCCAUGGGUAAGGAGAAGACUCACAUCAACAUCGUGGUCAUUGGCCACGUCGACUCUGGCAAGUCGACGACCACUGGCCACCUGAUCUACAAGCUUGGAGGCAUUGACAAGCGUGUCAUCGAGAGGUUCGAGAAGGAAGCCGCUGAAAUGAACAAGAGGUCUUUCAAGUACGCCUGGGUGCUUGACAAGCUCAAGGCCGAGCGUGAGAGAGGUAUCACCAUCGAUAUUGCCCUCUGGAAGUUUGAGACCACCAAGUACUACUGCACCGUCAUUGAUGCCCCUGGUCACCGUGACUUCAUCAAGAACAUGAUCACCGGUACCUCCCAGGCUGACUGUGCCGUUCUCAUCAUCGACUCCACCACUGGUGGUUUUGAGGCUGGUAUCUCCAAGGAUGGCCAGACACGUGAGCACGCCCUCCUUGCUUUCACUCUUGGAGUGAAGCAGAUGAUCUGCUGCUGCAACAAGAUGGACGCCACCACUCCCAAGUACUCGAAGGCUCGUUACGAAGAAAUUGUUAAGGAGGUCUCUUCGUACCUGAAGAAGGUCGGCUACAACCCUGACAAGGUUCCCUUCGUCCCCAUCUCUGGGUUCGAGGGUGACAACAUGAUUGAGAGGUCCACCAACCUUGACUGGUACAAGGGCCCAACCCUGCUUGAGGCACUUGACCAGAUCAACGAGCCCAAGAGGCCCUCAGACAAGCCCCUCCGUCUUCCCCUACAGGAUGUUUACAAGAUUGGUGGCAUUGGAACUGUGCCUGUUGGCCGUGUUGAGACUGGUGUCAUCAAGCCUGGUAUGGUUGUUACCUUUGGUCCCACUGGUCUGACAACUGAGGUCAAGUCCGUUGAGAUGCACCAUGAGUCUCUCCUGGAGGCGCUUCCUGGUGACAACGUUGGCUUCAACGUCAAGAACGUUGCCGUGAAGGAUCUGAAGCGUGGGUUUGUUGCAUCCAACUCCAAGGAUGACCCUGCCAAGGAGGCAGCCAACUUCACCUCCCAGGUCAUCAUCAUGAACCACCCUGGUCAGAUUGGCAACGGCUACGCCCCAGUGCUGGACUGCCACACCUCACACAUUGCUGUCAAGUUUGCUGAGCUGGUGACCAAGAUCGACAGGCGGUCUGGUAAGGAGCUGGAGGCCCUGCCCAAGUUCCUCAAGAAUGGUGAUGCUGGCAUAGUGAAGAUGAUUCCCACCAAGCCCAUGGUUGUGGAGACCUUUGCCACUUACCCUCCUCUUGGUCGUUUUGCUGUCCGUGACAUGAGGCAGACUGUGGCUGUUGGUGUCAUCAAGGGCGUUGAGAAGAAGGACCCAACCGGGGCCAAGGUGACCAAGGCUGCCAUCAAGAAGAAGUAAUUCCACAAUUGAUAUCCAAAUCACUGUUUCAGACACCAAGCAGUUUUUAGUAUUGGCUGAGUUUUGUUAAGGGCAUUGUUCGUACUGGGUAUAUUUUAGCUGUUCAGCUGUUAGUGCUGCAUAUCGUGCCCUUGGUGGUGUCUGUCUUGUGCCUUUUACAUACUGUCCUAAUGUAAGCUUCGGUGAAACCUGGAUGUUAUGAGACCUGGUUUGUGUCUUUUAAUACUACCUUGUUGCAUUUUA
Molecule: messenger RNA, 1787 nt
Organism: Aegilops tauschii subsp. strangulata
Lineage: Eukaryota; Viridiplantae; Streptophyta; Magnoliopsida; Poales; Poaceae
Product: elongation factor 1-alpha
Biological process (GO): translational elongation
Molecular function (GO): GTPase activity; translation elongation factor activity; GTP binding
Source: RefSeq, a predicted model, not a curated record